This is a messenger RNA of Durusdinium trenchii, 417 nucleotides long. The record is from the annotation of a GenBank genome assembly. Lineage: Eukaryota; Dinophyceae; Suessiales; Symbiodiniaceae.
AUGGAGAAGGAACACUUAGUCAGAGCCUUACAGGCCGCCUUCGAGAAGGUGGCGGAGUUGGAGGGGGAAAACUGGAGAUUGAAAGAGGCUGCGCAGUUCUUCGAGGCCGCUGCGGAAGAGAGGGAGAGGCAGUUGAAGGACCCGCAUCAGACGGAGCGUCCGCUGCACGUGUUGCACGGAGCGUCCAACGUGGCGAUGCCGCGCUUCCGCGGUUCCACCGCGGCUCCACUGCGACGAAGUGCCACGGAUCCGACCUCUUCCAGAGAGGAUGGUUCAAUGCCAGGGUCCCCGAUAGAUGCACCGGUGCACGCACGACCUGAAGCUGGGUAUCAAGCAGAAGUCCCUGAAGAUGAUUCUAGAUGUGAUGCUCAGUGGCCCAACUACCAUGUGAUCGCGCAUGGCUUUCAAAGCCAAUAA